This is a messenger RNA of Chinchilla lanigera (long-tailed chinchilla), 2155 nucleotides long. It is a transcript of the gene Ecd, whose product is annotated as ecdysoneless homolog (Drosophila). Bases 163 to 2103 code for a protein of 646 amino acids. Gene Ontology annotation, cellular component: nucleus. The record is from RefSeq and is a predicted model, not a curated record. The transcript is spliced from 14 exons. NCBI's taxonomy places the organism in Eukaryota, Metazoa, Chordata, Mammalia, Rodentia, Chinchillidae.
CGGAACUUCCGCUGCUCGCAAGUUCCAGGGAGCGUCGGGAGCCAACCUGCUUCAGAUUUUGGCGGCUGAUGGUAUUUCCCGAGUCAAAGUGGAACAGGCGACCCAAGAAGAGUGCCCCGGCAGCGACGCGCGGGAGAAGACCUAAAACUUUUUCAAAGAAGAAUGGAGGAAAAUAUGAUGCUUGCUACUGUGGAAGACACUGUGGAGUACCACCUAUUCCUGAUACCAGAUGAAUCAAAGGACCCAGAAAAACGCAGAGAGAUUCUUGAGAAGUAUAUUGAGAGAAUAAUGACCCAGUUUGCACCUAUGCUGGCUCCCUAUAUCUGGCAGAAUCAACCUUUUAAUCUCAAAUAUAAACCUGGCAAAGGAGGUGUUCCUGCUCAUAUGUAUGGUAUGACAAAGUUUGGGGACAAUAUUGAAGAUGAAUGGUUUAUUGUUUAUUUAAUAAAACAGAUUACAAAGGAAUUUCCAGAGUUAGUAGCCAGGAUUGAAGAUAAUGAUGGUGAAUUCUUGUUAAUAGAAGCUGCUGACUUUCUCCCUAAAUGGUUAGAUCCUGAUAAUAGUGCUAAUAGGGUGUUUUUCCAUCACGGGGAGUUGUGCAUUAUUCCUGUACCAAGGAAAUCUGAAACAGUAUCCUGGUUACCUGCUACUCCACCAACAAUCCCACAAGCAUUAACUAUAAUCUCUGCACACCCAGAAAAAGUUUUGGUUUCAGAAUCCAUACGAGCUGCUGUCAGUAGGCGCAUCAGAGGGUACCCAGAAAAAAUUCAGGCCUCGCUGCACCGAGCACACUGCUUCCUUCCAGCUGGCGUCGCAGUGGUACUAAAGCAGCGGCCCAGAUUGGUGGCUGCUGCCGUCCAGGCUUUUUACCUGCGGGACCCUGUUGACCUGCGAGCCUGUCGGGUCUUCAAGACGUUCUUGCCAGAAACACAAAUAAUGACAUCAGUUACUUUCACUAAAUGUCUCUACGCACAGUUGGCACAACAGAGGUUUGUGCCCGACCGGCGGAGUGGAUACGGGCUGCCACCUCCCUCUCACCCCCAGUACCGAGCCCAUGAACUGGGCAUGAAGCUGGCUCAUGGAUUUGAGAUCUUAUGCUCCAAAUGUAGCCCACAUUUUUUGAACACCAAGAAGUCCCUUGUGACUACUUCACCACUCUGGGCUAGCUUCCUUGAAAGUCUGAAAAAGAAUGAUUACUUUAAGGGACUCAUAGAAGGUUCUGCUCAAUACCAGGAAAGGCUAGAAAUGGCAAAGAACUACUUCCAACUCUCAGUAAACCGGCCAGAAAGUUCACUUGCUAUGAGCCCUGGUGAAGAAAUCUUGACCAUAUUACAGACAGUACCAUUUGAUACAGAAGAGCUUAAGAAAGAAGAAGCUGACCUUCCCCCAGAGGACGAUGACCAGUGGUUAGAGCUUUCACCAGAUCAGCUGGAUCAGCUACUGCAAGAAGCUGCUGGCACAAAAGAAUCACAGCCCAUUUCCAAGAAGGAAGAGGAGCAGAGCUAUGACUUAACUCAAGUCACAGACAGCAUGAAAGCUUUCAUAUCCAAAGUCUCAACCCACAAGGGAGCAGAGCUGCCUCGAGACCCUUGUGAGGCUCCAAUCACUUUUGAUACAGAUUCCUUCCUUAAUUAUUUUGAUAAAAUUUUAGGGCCAAAGACACAGGAUUCAGACUCUGAUGAUCUGGAUGAGGAAGACUUUGAAUAUUUAGACAGUGAUGAUGACAUGGACCUUGAGACUCAGGAACCUGGCGAAGAAGCUUCUCUGAAAGGAACUCUUGAUAGUCUCAAGUCAUACAUGGCCCAGAUGGACCAGGAACUGGCACACACCAGCAUUGGCAAAAGUUUUAUGACUAGGAAGCAAGUGAAUAAGGAGCCUUCAUCACAGACUAACAGUAACAAUUCAGAUGAGGAAGAUUCUGGGGCCAGAGAUUCUGUUAUGGCCCCAGUGGAUGUCGACCUGAACCUAGUUUCAAAUAUAUUGGAAUCCUACAGCUCCCAAGCUGGCCUGGCGGGGCCCGCCUCAAACCUCUUACAGAGCAUGGGCGUGCAGCUGCCUGACAACAGCGAUCACAGAGCCGCAAGCAAGCCGGUGAAAGGUUAGCCCACACAUCUAGCUUUGCUUUCCUCUUUAAAUAAACAGUGAGUCCAAAUGA